Molecule: messenger RNA, 642 nt
Organism: Oikopleura dioica
Lineage: Eukaryota; Metazoa; Chordata; Appendicularia; Copelata; Oikopleuridae
Source: the annotation of a GenBank genome assembly
AUGAGACAAUUUUUGAGAGCUACUAGAGGAAAACUGAAUCGUCAAAGCUUGCGGUUUGAUUCGCCCCUGACCCGAUUUGGGAAGCGCUUUGCAGUGAGAAUGGACGACUUUGACCGGUCGAUUAUCAGCGCUUCUUUGACCAAAGAAGAGCUCAAGAAUGCUUUCAAAAUGAUGGACGAAAACAACGAUGGGACCAUCGACGUCCGAGAACUCGCCCGGCUUUUUGUUUAUGACCCGACUGCUUGCGAAAAGUUCAUCUCUCACGUGAUCGACUCCGUGGAUGUGGACAAUAGCGGGACGCUGAACUUCACGGAAUUCCUGAUGCUCAUGGUGAAAACGGAAGGUCUCGAAGGCGUGAGACAUGUUUUCCAAAGCUACGAUGUGGACAACUCGGGAAAGAUUACCUCGAAUGAGUUUGCUGCUUGGAUGCGUCGUCACGGAAGAAUAAUCGAGUCGGAGGAGAUCGGCCUGAUGAUUCAAGCUUUUGACGACGAUGGAGACGGAGAAAUCGACUACAAUGAAUUCCUGCUCAUGGUCUGCCGGCGCAUUCUCCGCGACAAGGCGACCGAAGUCGACAUCAAUUUGGAGAAGCCAGCCAAGCCGGAGCGCAAAAGCUACUUCGCCUCCCGCUUCUUCACGUAG